Moesziomyces antarcticus is the source of this 927-nucleotide messenger RNA. Its product is annotated as transcription factor iib. Gene Ontology annotation, biological process: cilium assembly; regulation of cilium beat frequency involved in ciliary motility; positive regulation of cell motility. The record is from RefSeq and is a predicted model, not a curated record. Lineage: Eukaryota; Fungi; Basidiomycota; Ustilaginomycetes; Ustilaginales; Ustilaginaceae. The transcript has a single exon. Gene Ontology annotation, cellular component: ciliary basal body; motile cilium. The coding region runs from base 1 to 927 and encodes 308 amino acids.
AUGCCGUCUUCCUUCCGCCACGCCAUCAGCGCGGACAUUCCAUCUAGCGGGGAUGGCACUCUACGUCUGGCCGUCGCAAGGUCUGCUCCAGUGGCCACUCUGAUGCCAUCCGCGCCUGCCUCGCACAGCCUGUUCGGCGACACUGUGCAGCCCGAGUCUCUGAGUCUGUUCUCGUCCACCUCCUCCGACCCAUUGGCGCUAUGGAUACUCCAUCGUGAUCCUGAAUUGGAGGAAGACUCGGGCAUACAAGUCUUGGCGGAUGCGACCCACGCAGUAGCUUCGUCAGACCCGGAAGAGGCGUCGUCUGCAUUCAAGCUGCGUGUGGAGCCUGUGUCCAGAGGCACCAGCAUCGAAACGAUCCUACACAUCCAGUCGCCAGCGAUCCGCAACACCUUCAUUCGCAGUCCUCGGUCACUGGAAGCAGAGCUGGGGGUCAAGCUGCCGCAUAUCUCGUUCCAGUUUCGAUCCAUCGGCAACGCUCGGCCUUUCGCGUUCGAAGUGGGUAUCAAGGACCGAAUCGGACGCAGCGGCAUUGUCCGCCUCAGCAGCUUUCAGACGAAGCCGAAGCUUUACUUGCCUCUUGCGAGCAGCGCAACAGCCGGGCCUUCCGAGCCAAUGAAGAGUCGGCAAUCCCGGCCGUUGCUGCAUCUUCCCCUGACAAUGGCACCAACACCCGAUCAAGACGAAGCGACGCUCACAGCAUGGCAGGUCGUGACGCUGCCUCUUGACCGCAUUGCUCGGUCACUAUCCGACAGCUCGUUGCUGCCCGCCAUCCCUCGAGACCCUCGCCCCUCGCAUCUCGAUCCUUUCGGCGAAUUCGACUCGAUCUCGUACGUCAAAAUCCACGCCAACGUGCGGCUUCGGAGGAUCUGGUGCUCGAAUAGUCUCCCCGACCACAACCUCGCUGAAUUUCAGGUAUUCACUUAG